Malassezia japonica is the source of this 3237-nucleotide messenger RNA. RefSeq lists its product as uncharacterized. NCBI's taxonomy places the organism in Eukaryota, Fungi, Basidiomycota, Malasseziomycetes, Malasseziales, Malasseziaceae. The record is from RefSeq and is a predicted model, not a curated record. The transcript has a single exon. The coding region runs from base 1 to 3237 and encodes 1078 amino acids.
AUGCUGCCUAUGGUGACGAUGGCCAUGCCAUCCACGCCGUUCGGCGAUGCGCAGGCACUGCGCCGGAGAUUUUCCAUGUCAUCACCACCCCCCGAGCCUUCGUCGGGCGGAUCGGAGGAUGUGCAAGAGAGCCGAUCGCGCCGCCUUUCGUCGCUCACACGGGGUAUGAGCAUGCGCCAGAGCCCGCGGGCGAGCCGCACGUCACUGCUUGACGAGGGCGCACGCACUCCGUCGGAAUUGGGCCUGGCCCCACCACUGCAGGGCGCGGCCUAUCCGUGGCUCGCCGACCCGAUACCAUCACUGCCUUCGGGGCCCAUCACGCAGCAGAGCGACGAGAUGCCUUCGCCGCUGCGCCGCACAACGUCCCCGCUGUCGCUCCGUGCGAUCGCACGGCGGCCGUCGCUCGCAUUCUCGUCCGAGCGCCGCCGCGAGGGCAGCAUCACGGGCUCGUCGAAUGCAUCGAACGACUCGCUGGGCCGCCAGCCGUCGCGGGCACACAUAUCGCGCAAUCCCUCGCCUCUGGCCGAGGGUAGCGCCACACUGCUGCGUGCGCCGAGCUUUCUGCGCCGCGGCUCGGCGCCCGACUAUCCCACACGCCGCGGAUCAGACACAUCACCCGGGCGUGCCUCGCCGGCCGCGCCGGUGCCGCAGGAGCGCGCCUCGCCGGGCCUGCACGCCUAUCCGCGUGCGGCAUCGCCGGUGAGCAUGCAGCCGGAUAUGCGACCGGCGCCGCCGGCCGUGUACGCAGACGAUAUGGCGCGCAGCACGUCGCCGCUGGGCAUGAGCGAGCUGAGUGCGCCGAUUGUCACUCCGCGCCUCGCUCACCGCGUCGCCGUGCGUGUCACGCCCGCGACCGAGUGCAUCAACAUGUUUGGGCCGCUGCAGGUCACGUCGCAUUACUCGCUCUCGGGCACCGUCACACUCGAGCUACCCCCCAGCGAGGACGCGCUCGAGCUGCAGGCGCUCGACGUGCACCUCGUGGGCUACUCGAUGUACGUCGACAGCUCCGCGCGCUUCUCGUCGGUGCGCCUGUGCGACAUCAAGCACGAGAUCAUCCAGACCCCGACGCAGCUCCCGGCGACGCACGGCAGCGAUCCGCUGCAGUUCGAGGUCGAGUUCGACCUCUUUGCGCCGGGCUGGCUUCCCGCGUCAUUUGCGGCGCGCUCUGCAAGCACGUUUUACAACCUCGAGGCGGUGGCGACCGUCGUCGAGCCGGGCGGGCGCAAGGCGCCGACCUCGCCGCAGUCCGACUAUGCGAGUGCAUCGACCUCGCCGGCAGUCGGAACGUACACGACGGCUUCGCCCGGUGUCGGCGCCCACGCGACGCUCUCGCCGCUCGCAUCCGAGCCGGCUGCGCCGUGCACCGUACGCAGUCCGCCGCACCUCGUCCGUGUGUGCCGCACACGCGACAUGGUCCCGAUUCCCGUCGCGCAGCUCGCCGUAUUUACCGGUGCCGACGUGCAGGAGGAAGAGGCAGCGCCGAACCCGUUUGCGCGCAGCACGAACCCCUUUCGCCAGCAGAGCAAGAAUCCGUUCCUGGCGCCGCGCACGGCGCCUGCGCCAAGCGCCGCGCAAGACGUGCAGAACGCGACGCGCAAGCGCUUGACGAACCGCGUGCCGCUGCGCCACUUUACGCACGCGCCCAAGAUCCCCUUGCCGGUGCCGGUCGUGAUCCAGGGCGCAGUGCACGAGUACCUCCCGCUGAAGCUCACGCUUUCUGUUCCCGCGCACACCAACACGCACGUCGAGUCCGACGAGGAGCAGCCGCCUCUCGUGUUUGGCCUGCAGGUCGAGCUCGACCCGCUCUGGGCGCAGACCAAGAUGUGGAACGACCUGCGCCUGUGUGAACUCGAGGCGAUGUGUGUACAGAUGGAAAAGUACAGCUCGUCGCUCUCGCGCAGCUACUGCACCGCGUUUGCGCUGCCGCUCGAGGGCGACGUCGGCGCGACCGACGUCCCUGCGUUUGAUCCGGCGAUGUGCGCAAAGCAUGCGCCGCCGCAGUCGCAGCACUCGGGCGCGUCGCAGUACCCCUACAACCGUGCGCUGCUCGAAGGGCGGAUCCGGCAGCAGCGCGCGGGCAGUGCGCCGACCGACCGCCGGAACCACGCCGAGCGUUUCCGCUCGUACACCGUCGGUCCGCUGCCGCAGAGCGACCGCAGCCGCGGCAAACAGCGCGAGGCGUCGGUGCCUAUGCCUACGACGUCACCCGCGCCGGCGCCAGCGCCCGCACCCGCACCUGCGCAGAGCAAGAAGAAAAAGGCGCUCACGUCCCCCUUUUCGCGCUUCUCCGUGUUUAAUGGCGGGCGCGAGGAAGAGGCGCGGCCCGCGCCCGAGGCACUGGUGCUCCCCCCGCCGACGCCGGCGCCGGUGCACGAGAACCCCAAAGCGUCGUACGUCUUUGACGGGAGCGACGGCUGCGGCAUGACACUGGCCUCCAAAAAGGUGCGGCUCUCGUUCAGCCUGCCCAUGGUCCCCUCGAGCGGAAAGACGGCGAUGCGCGGCGGGACGACGCAGCUGCUGCCCGACUACGAGAGCCCCCAUGUGCGUAUUCGGCACAAGCUCAAGGUCAAGCUGCGCUUUGGCUACGGCUCGAGCCAGCUGGCGACGAAUGCCGGCACGCAGAGCCUGGUGAUGUGCGUCCCGGUGCGCUUUACCGAGGCGCCACCGAGCGAGGCUUUGGCGCAGGCCGCGCCGAUCGUCUUCCCCCCGUCUGCUUCGCGCUGCGUCCCGGCGGAAGGUGCGCCAAACGUCGCGGUGCCUGCGGCGCUCACGCGCGCGACGCACUCGUCGUUUGCCGCGACGCCGGCGCACCACCCCGCCUACCUUCCUGCGUACGUGCAGCUGUUCCGUGAAGACGGCUCGCGCCUUGCGGACGACACGGAGCUCCUGCCGCGCUACCCCGAGCCUGGCGUCUCGCGUCCGAUGCACACGCGCGACGACGAUGCGUUCUCGGAGCGGAUCGACGCGGGGCUCGUGCUCGUCCCUGACGCGGUGCGCGAGGAGAAGACGGCGGCGCCGACGAGCAUGGUCGAGACGCUGAAUGGCGCCGACGAUCUCUUCCCCGAGGACGUGAACGAGGUCGCGCCGCAGCGUGUCGAUGACGACAUGCUCGACGCAGACAUGCAGCAGACGACGGUCGUGACCAACUCGUCUGCGCUCGACUACGACCUGCUGGCCGAGACGCGCGAGAUGCAAGGCGCGCGGUCGCCGAACGUCUUUUCGACGACCGAUCCCUAG